UAACAUGCGGGAGGAGACGGCCUCCUCCGUUUCCAACUAGACGAGGGGGCGGGAACUAGCGCGGAGACUUCCCGCCUAUACCAAGAUGGCUGCCACAUCGGCGCUGUCAUUUUGGUACAGAGCAGAGCGAAGCGCUUAAUUCGACCCGGUUAAGGCCAGAGUCUUUUUCUCUGCGGCUUCCUCGUGCUCAGCUAGUCCCCCGAUCAAUUCUUGGGAAUCCCUGGUACCUCUUCGGUAUCCCUACACUCAGCCAGGAAUCAUGUCUUGGGCUGCUCGCCCGCCCUUCCUCCCCCAGCGGCAUGCCGCAGGGCAGUGUGGGCCGGUGGGGGUGCGAAAAGAAAUGCAUUGUGGGGUCGCGUCCCGGUGGCGGCGGCGACGGCCCUGGCUGGAUCCCGCAGCGGCGGCGGCGGCGGCGGCAGCCGGAGAACAACAAACCCCGGUGCCGGAGCCGGGGGAGGCUGGACGGGACGGGAUGGGCGACAGCGGGCGGGACUCCCGAAGCCCAGACAGUUCUUCUCCAAAUCCCCUUCCCCAGGGGGCCUCUCCCCCUUCUCCUCCGGGGCCACCCCUACCCCCUUCAGCAGCUGCAUCCCUUGGUGGUUCUGGGGCCCCACCCCCGAUGCCACCCCCGCCACUGGGCUCCCCCUUCCCAGUCAUCAGCUCUUCCAUGGGGUCCCCUGGUCUGCCCCCUCCAGCUCCCCCAGGAUUCUCCGGGCCUGUCAGCAGUCCCCAGAUUAACUCAACAGUGUCGCUCCCUGGGGGUGGGUCUGGCCCCCCUGAAGAUGUGAAGCCACCAGUCUUAGGGGUCCGGGGCCUGCACUGUCCACCCCCUCCAGGUGGCCCUGGGGCUGGCAAACGGCUUUGUGCAAUCUGCGGGGACCGAAGCUCAGGCAAACACUACGGGGUUUACAGCUGUGAGGGCUGCAAAGGCUUCUUCAAGCGCACCAUCCGUAAGGACCUGACCUACUCGUGCCGGGACAACAAGGACUGCACGGUGGACAAGCGCCAGCGGAACCGCUGUCAGUACUGCCGCUAUCAGAAGUGCCUGGCCACUGGCAUGAAGAGAGAGGCGGUACAGGAGGAGCGUCAGCGGGGGAAGGACAAGGACGGGGAUGGGGAGGGGGCUGGGGGAGCCCCCGAGGAGAUGCCCGUGGACAGGAUCCUGGAGGCAGAGCUUGCUGUGGAGCAGAAGAGUGACCAGGGCGUUGAGGGUCCCGGGGGAACCGGGGGUAGCGGCAGCAGCCCAAAUGACCCCGUGACUAACAUCUGCCAGGCAGCUGACAAACAGCUCUUCACCCUUGUUGAGUGGGCAAAGAGGAUCCCACACUUUUCCUCCUUGCCUCUGGAUGACCAGGUCAUAUUGCUACGGGCAGGCUGGAACGAGCUCCUCAUUGCCUCCUUCUCUCACCGAUCCAUUGAUGUCCGAGAUGGCAUCCUUCUCGCCACAGGUCUUCACGUGCACCGCAACUCAGCCCAUUCCGCAGGCGUGGGAGCCAUCUUUGAUCGGUCCCUCUCCAGGGUGCUGACAGAGCUAGUGUCCAAAAUGCGUGACAUGAGGAUGGACAAGACAGAACUUGGCUGCCUGAGGGCAAUCAUUCUGUUCAAUCCAGAUGCCAAGGGCCUCUCCAACCCCAGCGAAGUAGAGGUCCUGCGGGAGAAAGUGUAUGCGUCCCUGGAGACAUACUGCAAACAGAAGUACCCUGAGCAGCAGGGCCGGUUUGCCAAGCUGCUGCUGCGUCUUCCUGCUCUCAGGUCCAUAGGCCUUAAGUGUCUAGAACAUCUGUUUUUCUUCAAGCUCAUUGGUGACACCCCCAUUGACACCUUCCUCAUGGAGAUGCUUGAGGCUCCCCACCAGCUGGCCUGAGCCCACACCCAGAUGUGGUGUUCCUCACACUUGAGGAGGGCCCAUCGGCAAGGGACUCUGAGCCUUGGGGCAGGAUGGGGAGGGACCAUGUUCCUAGAAUCUUGGUGGGGUGAGGAGCACAGGGCAGAACCGAGACCUCCAAGGGGGGAUCCCUAAACCCUCCAAGGGUUUGCUUGAUAUCCCAAGUCAGAGGGGCCCCUGGACCACUUCGAGGGCUGGACCUCUCCCUUCAGUGGCCUUGAGUCUCUGAAUUUGUCUGGCUCUGCCAUGAUCUGGGAGGCUUUCUCCUCCCUGGCCUGGAACAGCCUCUCCUUCCCCCAGCACAGAGCACUGGCCUUGCUCUCAAGACCUUGCUUCCUUCUCGUCUUGCCUCACUUAGCCUCCCAUCUGAAGCGUGGAAAUGGGAACUCCGGCAGAGAUGAAUAUUGGGGGGCAGGCCCCCCAAAUGGAUGGACAUGGGAGUAAGGCUCUGACAGCCCUUCCUCCAACCAAGCCCAGCAGAUGGGGGCUUCUCUGGAAGAAGGAGGGGUCCUGUUGCUGUCUCCUGUCCAGAGUCCCCUCUCACUUCACCUCCUGCAGUCAGACUGAAAAAGAAAAAGGUGGUGGUGGUUAAGGGGCAGGCGGUGAUGUAGGAAUCCAUCUGCUAUUUUUAAUUUCCUCUGCGGAUAGAGACUUGCAGUUAGACUCAAAGAAGUACUGUACUUUCCCAGGUUGACUAAGAAAUGCCAGUGGUGGAGGUGGUGUUUGGGAAAGGCAGGGCCCUGAGAUGGUCUGUGGGGCUCUUCAGCACUGGCCUUCCCAACCCCCUCCUGCUACUCUUCCUGUCUAUUUUGGGGAAGGGGCUUGGGCCGUAAGGGCAGGGCAGGGGCUUGGUGAGUAGUCCUCAGGCCCUUCCCUUCCCAGCUCUGCCCCCAGCCCCCGGGCACGCACCGUGUAGGCUGGGGAAGAAUUGAGGGGAGAUGGCCCGCCUGCAGAGAUGGGGUGCUGGGGCUGCAUGAUUUUUGCCCUGCGGCUCUUCUCUCCGGGGUCCUUCCCUGUCUUUCACUCACAUAAAAUCGCUUUCAAAUUAAAAUCGCUGUUUUCUGGA
Messenger RNA from Hippopotamus amphibius kiboko, 2951 nucleotides. RefSeq names its product retinoid X receptor beta (gene RXRB). Bases 260 to 1864 code for a protein of 534 amino acids. The record is from RefSeq and is a predicted model, not a curated record. Gene Ontology annotation, cellular component: nucleus; RNA polymerase II transcription regulator complex. Gene Ontology annotation, biological process: response to retinoic acid; positive regulation of transcription by RNA polymerase II; cell differentiation. NCBI's taxonomy places the organism in Eukaryota, Metazoa, Chordata, Mammalia, Artiodactyla, Hippopotamidae. The transcript is spliced from 10 exons. Gene Ontology annotation, molecular function: nuclear steroid receptor activity; zinc ion binding; nuclear receptor activity.